ACUCUCAUGGUACUUCCUAUAUAAGCACUCGGCUUGAGCUCAAGAAAUCAAUCGUUUCUCUGAAACCGUCCCAAUGAAUAUCCUGAGAAGUUUGCUUUUUCUUGCCCUGCACUAUGCUGCCCAUGCAGAUCGGGAAGGAAGUGGCGCUAGGCAAAUCGUUGACGAGACGGACACGGCUGGCAUAACAUAUCCAUUCUAUUGUGCCUUCGAUCCUUUCCUGCCGGGAUGCCCACUGGCUCCUACAACAGCAAAGACAACUCCUGAACCGACAACACCGAAAACAACUACAGUAAAGACUACCACAGUGAAGACGACUCCAGAGCCGACAACUCCGAAAACAACUACAGUGAAGACUACGACAGUAAAGACGACUCCUGAACCGACAACUCCGAAAACGACAACCGUUAAGACUACAACAGUAAAGACGACUCCAGAGCCGACAACUCCGAAAACAACAACAGUAAAGACUACCACAGUGAAGACGACUCCAGAGCCGACAACUCCGAAAACAACAACCGUGGAGACUACAACGGUAAAGACGACAUCUGAACCGACAACUCCGAAAACAACUACAGUGAAGACUACGACAGUGAAGACGACUGCAGAGCCGACAACUCCGAAAACAACAACCGUGGAGACUACAACAGUGAAGACGACUCCAGAGCCGACAACUCCGAAAACAACGACCGUGGAGACUUCAACAGUGAAUACGACUCCUGAGCCGACAACUCCGAAAACAACUACAGUAAAGACUACCACAGUGAAGACGACUCCAGAGCCGACAACUCCGACAACAACUACAGUGAAGACUACAACAGUACAGACGACUCCUGAACCGACAACUCCGAAAACAACAACCGUGGAGAGUACAACGGUAAAGACGACUCCUGAACCGACAACGCCGAAAACAACAACCGUGGAGAGUACAACGGUAAAGACGACUCCUGAACCGACAACGCCGAAAACAACAACCGUGGAGAGUACAACGGUAAAGACGACUCCUGAACCGACAACGCCGAAAACAACAACCGUGGAGACUACAACAGUGAAGACGACUCCAGAGCCGACAACUCCGAAAACAACCACCGUGGAGACUUCAACAGUGAAUACGACUCCUGAGCCGACAACUCCGAAAACAACGACCGUGGAGACUUCAACAGUGAAUACGACUCCAGAGCCUACAACUCCGAAAACAACUACAGUGAAGACUACGACAGUAAAGACGAGUCCUGAGCCGACAACUCCGAAAACAACAACCGUUAAGACUUCAACAGUAAAGACGACUCCAGAGCCUACAACUCCGAAAACAACGACCGUGGAGACUACAACAGUGAAGACGACUCCAGAGCCGACAACUCCGAAAACAACAACCGUGGAGACUACAACAGUGAAGACGACUCCAGAGCCGACAACUCCGAAAACAACGACCGUGGAGACUACGACAGUAAAGACGACUCCUGAGCCUACAACGCCGACAACAACUACAGCAAAGACUACCACAGUGAAGACGACUGCAGAGCCGACAACUCCGAAAACAACAACCGUGGAGACUACAACAGUGAAGACGACUCCAGAGCCGACAACUCCGAAAACAACGACCGUGGAGACUUCAACAGUGAAUACGACUCCUGAGCCGACAACUCCGAAAACAACUACAGUAAAGACUACCACAGUGAAGACGACUCCAGAGCCGACAACUCCGACAACAACUACAGUGAAGACUACCACAGUGAAGACGACUCCAGAGCCGACAACUCCGACAACAACUACAGUGAAGACUACAACAGUACAGACGACUCCUGAACCGACAACUCCGAAAACAACAACCGUGGAGAGUACAACGGUAAAGACGACUCCUGAACCGACAACGCCGAAAACAACAACCGUGGAGAGUACAACGGUAAAGACGACUCCUGAACCGACAACGCCGAAAACAACAACCGUGGAGACUACAACAGUGAAGACGACUCCAGAGCCGACAACUCCGAAAACAACCACCGUUAAGACUACAACAGUAAAGACGACUCCAGAGCCGACAACUCCGAAAACAACGACCGUGGAGACUACGACAGUAAAGACGACUCCAGAGCCGACAACUCCGACAACAACUACAGUGAAGACUACAACAGUACAGACGACUCCUGAACCGACAACUCCGAAAACAACAACCGUGGAGAGUACAACGGUAAAGACGACUCCUGAACCGACAACGCCGAAAACAACAACCGUGGAGAGUACAACGGUAAAGACGACUCCAGAGCCUACAACUCCGAAAACAACGACCGUGGAGACUACGACAGUAAAGACGACUCCUGAGCCUACAACUCCGAAAACAACUACAGCAAAGACUACCACAGUGAAGACGACUCCUGAGCCGACAACUCCGAAAACAACUACAGUAAAGACUACCACAGUGAAGACGACUGCAGAGCCGACAACUCCGAAAACAACGACCGUGGAGACUACAACAGUGAAGAUGACUCCAGAGCCGACAACUCCGAAAACAACAACCGUAGAGACUACAACAGUAAAGACGACUCCUGAGCCUACAACUCCGAAAACAACUACAGUGAAGACUACGACAGUAAAGACGACUCCAGAGCCGACAACUCCGAAAACAACAACCGUGGAGACUACAACGGUCAAGACGACUCCAGAGCCGACAACGCCGAAAACAACAACCGUGGAGACUACAACAGUAAAGACGACUCCUGAGCCGACAACUCCGAAAACAACUACAGCAAAGACUACCACAGUGAAGACGACUCCUGAGCCGACAACUCCGAAAACAACUACAGUAAAGACUACCACAGUGAAGACGACUCCAGAGCCGACAACUCCGAAAACAACAACCGUGAAGACUACAACGGUAAAGACGACAUCUGAACCGACAACUCCGAAAACAACUACAGUGAAGACUACGACAGUACAGACGACUCCUGAACCGACAGCUCCGAAAACAACAACCGUGGAGAGUACAACGGUAAAGACGACUCCUGAACCGACAACUCCGAAAACGACAACCGUUAAGACUACAACAGUAAAGACGACUCCUGAGCCUACAACUCCGAAAACAACGACCGUGGAGACUACGACAGUAAAGACGACUCCUGAGCCUACAACGCCGACAACAACUACAGCAAAGACUACCACAGUGAAGACGACUGCAGAGCCGACAACUCCGAAAACAACAACCGUGGAGACUACAACAGUGAAGACGACUCCAGAGCAGACAACUCCGAAAACAACGACCGUGGAGACUUCAACAGUGAAUACGACUCCAGAGCCUACAACUCCGAAAACAACUACAGUGAAGACUACGACAGUAAAGACGACUCCUGAACCGACAACUCCGAAAACAACAACCGUUAAGACUUCAACAGUAAAGACGACUCCAGAGCCUACAACUCCGAAAACAACUACGGUGAAGACUACGACAGUAAAGACGACUCCUGAACCGACAACUCCGAAAACGACAACCGUUAAGACUACAACAGUAAAGACGACUCCAGAGCCUACAACUCCGAAAACAACUACGGUGAAGACUACGACAGUAAAGACGACUCCUGAACCGACAACUCCGAAAACAACAACCGUUAAGACUACGACAGUAAAGACGACUCCUGAACCGACAACUCCGAAAACAACAACCGUUAAGACUACAACAGUAAAGACGACUCCAGAGCCUACAACUCCGAAAACAACUACGGUGAAGACUACGACAGUAAAGACGACUGCAGAGCCGACAACUCCGAAAACAACCACCGUUAAGACUACAACAGUAAAGACGACUCCAGAGCCUACGACUCCGAAAACAACUACGGCGAAGACUACGACAGUAAAGACGACUCCUGUGCCUACAACUCCGAAAACAACUACAGUGAAGACUACGACAGUAAAGACGACUCCUGAACCGACAACUCCGAAAACAACAACCGUUAAGACUACAACAGUAAAGACGACUCCAGAGCCUACAACGCCGAAAACAACUACGGCGAAGACUACGACAGUAAAGACGACUCCUGAGCCUACAACUCCGAAAACAACAACCGUUAAGACUACAACAGUAAAGACGACUCCAGAGCCGACAACUCCGAAAACAACCACCGUUAAGACUACAACAGUAAAGACGACUCCAGAGCCUACAACUCCGAAAACAACUACGGUGAAGACUACGACAGUAAAGACGACUCCUGAACCGACAACUCCGAAAACAACAACCGUUAAGACUACAACAGUAAAGACGACUCCAGAGCCGACAACUCCGAAAACAACAACCGUUAAGACUACAACAGUAAAGACGACUCCAGAGCCUACAACUCCGAUAACAACAACCGUUAAGACUACAACAGUAAAGACGACUCCAGAGCCGACAACUCCGAAAACAACCACCGUUAAGACUACAACAGUAAAGACGACUCCAGAGCCGACAACUCCGAAAACAACUACGGCGAAGACUACGACAGUAAAGACGACUCCUGAGCCUACAACUCCGAAAACAACUACAGUGAAGACUACGACAGUAAAGACUACUCCUGAACCGACAACUCCGAAAACAACAACCGUUAAGACUACAACAGUAAAGACGACUCCAGAGCCGACAACUCCGAAAACAACAACCGUUAAGACUACAACAGUAAAGACGACUCCAGAGCCGACAACUCCGAAAACAACCACCGUUAAGACUACAACAGUAAAGACGACUCCAGAGCCUACAACUCCGAAAACAACUACGGUGAAGACUACGACAGUAAAGACGACUCCUGAACCGACAACUCCGAAAACCACAACCGUUAAGACUACAACAGUAAAGACGACUCCAGAGCCGACAACUCCGAAAACAACAACCGUUAAGACUACAACAGUAAAGACGACUCCAGAGCCGACAACUCCGAAAACAACAACCGUUAAGACUACAACAGUAAAGACGACUCCAGAGCCGACAACUCCGAAAACAACCACCGUUAAGACUACAACAUUAAAGACAACUCCUAAGCCGACAACUCCGAAAACAACUACUGUGAAGACUACAACAGUAAAGACAACUCCUAAGCCAACAACUCCUAAGCCAACAACUCCGAAAUCAACUACAGUGAAGACUACAACAGUAAAGACAACUCCCAAGCCGACAACUCCGAAAACAACUACAGUGAAGACUACAACAGUAAAGACAACUCCCAAGCCGACAACUCCGAAAACAACUACAGUGAAGACUACAACAGUAAAGACAACUCCCAAGCCAACAACUCCGAAAACAACUACAGUGAAGACCACAACAGUGAAGACAACUCCCAAGCCGACAACUACGAAAACAACUACAGUGAAGACCACAACAGUAAAGACAACUCUUAAGCCGACAACUCCGAAAACAACUACAGUGAAGACUACAACAGUAAAGACAACUCCCAAGCCGACAACUACGAAAACAACUACAGUGAAGACUACAACAGUAAAGACAACUCCCAAGCCGACAACUACGAAAACAACUACAGUGAAGACUACAACAGUAAAGACAACUCCCAAGCCAACAACUCCGAAAACAACUACAGUGAAGACCACAACAGUGAAGACAACUCCCAAGCCGACAACUCCGAAAUCAACUACAGUGAAGACUACAACAGUAAAGACAACUCCCAAGCCGACAACUCCAAAAACAACUACAGUGAAGACCACAACAGUGAAGACAACUCCCAAGCCGACAACUACGAAAACAACUACAGUGAAGACUACAACAGUAAAGACAACUCCCAAGCCGACAACUCCGAAAACAACUACAGUGAAGACCACAACAGUAAAGACAACUCCCAAGCCGACAACUCCGAAAACAACUACAGUGAAGACUACAACAGUAAAGACAACUCCCAAGCCAACAACUCCGAAAUCAACUACAGUGAAGACUACAACAGUAAAGACAACUCCCAAGCCGACAACUCCGAAAACAACUACAGUGAAGACUACAACAGUAAAGACAACUCCUAAGCCGACAACUCCCAAGCCGACAACUCCAAAAACAACUACAGUGAAGACCACAACAGUAAAGACAACUCCUAAGCCAACAACUCCGAAAUCAACUACAGUGAAGACUACAACAGUAAAGACAACUCCUAAGCCGACAACUCCCAAGCCGACAACUCCAAAAACAACUACAGUGAAGACCACAACAGUAAAGACAACUCCCAAGCCGACAACUCCGAAAACAACUACAGUGAAGACUACAACAGUAAAGGCAACUCCCAAGCCGACAACUACGAAAACAACUACAGUGAAGACCACAACAGUAAAGACAACUCCUAAGCCAACAACUCCGAAAUCAACUACAGUGAAGACUACAACAGUAAAGACAACUCCCAAGCCGACAACUCCGAAAACAACUACAGUGAAGACUACAACAGUAAAGACAACUCCCAAGCCGACAACUACGAAAACAACUACAGUGAAGACCACAACAGUAAAGACAACUCCCAAGCCGACAACUACGAAAACAACUACAGUGAAGACCACAACAGUAAAGACAACUCCCAAGCCGACAACUACGAAAACAACUACAGUGAAGACCACAACAGUAAAGACAACUCUUAAGCCGACAACUCCGAAAACAACUACAGUGAAGACUACAACAGUAAAGACAACUCCCAAGCCGACAACUCCGAAAACAACUACAGUGAAGACUACAACAGUAAAGACAACUCCCAAGCCGACAACUCCGAAAACAACUACAGUGAAGACUACAACAGUAAAGACAACUCCUAAGCCGACAACUCCGAAGACAACUACAGUGAAGACCACAACAGUAAAGACAACUCCCAAGCCGACAACUACGAAAACAACUACAGUGAAGACCACAACAGUAAAGACAACUCUUAAGCCGACAACUCCGAAAACAACUACAGUGAAGACUACAACAGUAAAGACAACUCCCAAGCCGACAACUCCGAAAACAACUACAGUGCAGACUACAACAAUAGAGACAACUCCGAAAACAACAACCGAAAAAACAACGCCGACGACAACAUCUGGGCGCCCCACAGAUUCGACAACGUUACGACCAACCACGAGACCAUCAACUUCUACUACUCCUAUGGGCCAACAUGACAUCCAUAAGCACCAUCACGUUCAUUAUCAUGAUUCGAAUGAUCCUGGCUGGCCGCUCCUUCCGCUGCCAGCGCUUCCUCCUCUGCCAGAACUUCCUCCUCUCCCAGCGCUUCCUGUUCCACCAUUUGCGCUGCCUCUGCCUCUACCAUUUCCUCUUCCGCUUCCAUUGCCGCUAUUGCCAAAGGUAAACUUAACCAAAGUUGAAUUGCCACAGGAUUCAUUACCAGAGGUUUCAUUACCAGAGGUUUCAUUGCCAGAAGUUUCAUUACCCUCUUUUCCAUCUUUGCCACAAUUGCCGAAUCCCUUUGGUGGAUUUCCAAGCUUUUUUUGGAGAUCGAAGCCAAAUGAAAACUGAGCGAAAGAUAUCUGUAAUCUACCUAUGGAUGUCUAUAUGUUUAUUCUGGAUUUCUCUGUUCGAAUCACGCUCUGACCUUUUUCCAAGAACAAACACAACACAUUCAUCAUUUCCCGCAUUGCAAUUUCGCAAAGUUCGUGCUGGGGGAAACUCAACUCAAAACUUUGGCUGAUGCAAUGCCCUGUAGAAAUUACAUCAGCAAAUAAACCGAAACCUCAGGAAAAAAACAUCGGAACUUUCAACUCCAGAAGUCAACACCCCCUUGUGUUUGUUUGUUUGUUGUUUUCGCAAAGUUAUAACAUUAUUUGUAGAGUUUUUUUUAAGGGAAUUGCACUAAAAACAGUGGACAGUGGCAGUGUCAGAGGGGUUUCCAAUGCUGAAACGGAUCUGUUUAUUAUUAUUAUUAUUUUAUAUUCUCAUAGAUUUGAUUGACUUUUGUUCACUCAUUAGGCAAUCAUCAAUCAUAGUUAAUCAAAUUUAUGACGCUAUUUGGUGUUAGAAUGGUUUAUGACUUUGGAGAGUCUCUCGAAAGUUUAAAGAACUUUAAAUUUCUAGAGAUACGAGCCCUAAGCUUCAGUGUUCAGCUCUCCCCAGACGAUGGCUGAUAAAUUAUGAAUGCCCUGGCACUGGGGCUCGUGACUCAAACAGGUGUAGAGGCAACUCUAUAGACUGGAGACUAGACUGGAGUGGAGUGUGUAUGAGCCUCCUCCCCUGAACCGACAUGGUCGUGAAAUGUUUCCUACAAAAGCACUACACAAAUGUUUAAUUUAUUCAAGACAUUUCGUGUGACGACUGGAAGGCACUGCUGAACCGAAACAAUAAAUCCAAGUAAAUGCAUAAAAAAUAAGUAUAAUUAAGGAAAAAAGCAUUACCCAAAAUGAAAGGUAACUGGUUCUGAACACGAUAUAUAUACUUGUAUAUUCUAGACAUAAGUUAAGCCAACUUUCAAUUCCGUUUCUGUUUAGAGGUUCGAGAAGCGGAUAUUGUGAGAAAGAUACUAUUACUAUUGCUAUUCUGUGAUCAUGUUAUAUGCAUAAGCAAAUGAGAUAAUCAGGGUGAUUACUAGGGAUUUUAAUAUUCAGAUUCAUGCUGGAACCACUAGACUAGACCCCUACAAUUAUCCACCAGCUGCUACUGCUGCCUCUAAAUGAACCUCUACCACAUCCCAUGAUAAUGGUGAUAUAAUAAACAGAGGGAGAUCUCUCAGGCAUCGGGGCUCAUUGUGCUCUAAAAAGAUCAUUGAAUCUCGGAUCAUUGGUUCCAUUGUGUGGAUUUACUUGCGGAAAUAUCAACAUCACAGACAGCUCAAGGAAUUGGUUCGGUUUGGCUUGGCUCGGUUUGGGUUCCUACUAGAUGUAAAUGUCACAACGAUCUAUAGAGAUCUGUUGAUCUGCUUAACAUUUGAAUGACUUUGGAAGUGAAUGGAAGUUUAGUUCUUCCAUCAAUACAAAAACCCUCAACAAGGUUCUCUUUUUUAAUAUCACAAAAGGUUUUAUUCAGGUUUUGAGUCUUUAAGUUUAAGUACAAAUUAGAGUUUUUAUACAUAUAAGUAGAUUAUAUUAGACUUUUAGACAAAACUUAGGGACUACGAGUAGCAACAAAAAAAAAAACGUUUAGAAAAGACUUAGGGGCUACGAGUAGCAAAAAAAAUACAUGGCAAGCCUCCACUACACUCUACACCCUCUUUUUCUCUCUCUACUUCUCUCAUCUGAGAAAA
Drosophila pseudoobscura is the source of this 9164-nucleotide messenger RNA. RefSeq names its product Mucin 30E (gene Muc30E). Lineage: Eukaryota; Metazoa; Arthropoda; Insecta; Diptera; Drosophilidae. Bases 74 to 7447 code for a protein of 2457 amino acids. The transcript is spliced from 2 exons. The record is from RefSeq and is a predicted model, not a curated record.